Molecule: messenger RNA, 4604 nt
Organism: Zootoca vivipara (common lizard)
Lineage: Eukaryota; Metazoa; Chordata; Lepidosauria; Squamata; Lacertidae
Source: RefSeq, a predicted model, not a curated record
GGAGACGCACGUGGGAGAUCGGGCAGCAGCGUCCGCCAUGCAGAGGCCGGGCGGCUCCCGUGUGUGUGUUGUGUGCGGGGAAGGCGGGCGGGGCGGCGCCAAGUACCGCUGCCCGGGCUGCCGGGAGAGAUAUUGUUCAGUGUCCUGCUGCAGGAAACAUAAAGAACAAUGUGCACCCAAAGCAGAGCCGCGUCUGGAGCCUACAAGUCAAGAAACUUCCCAGAGGACGGCAUCCAUGAACAAUGAAGGACAUUCUUGGUCAGUGGAUGACAUUUUGACAGAAGAGGAUGAAGGCGAUAAGGUGCCCCUGCAGAAACUUCGGCUCUUGGGGGAAUCUGAAGAACUCAAAGGCCUCCUCCUCAAUCCCCACCUCGGCCAGCUGCUUCUCACUGUCGACCAGGCCAAAGACAAGAGUGCCGUCCUGAAGAAAUACAUGCAGGAGCCCCUCUUUGUGGAGUUUGCAGACUGUUGCCUGAGGGUUGUUGAGCCUCCCGAGGAGAACGAAUGCCCAGAGUGAUUUUUGUGUGUGUGGAGCAGAAGUAUCCUCUCCACCACCUUUGAUUAUCUUCAGGCUGUAAAGAGAGUUCAGGUUUGGAACAGGAGGAAGAGCCAAGUUUCCCACUGCUCUUGUAAGAGCAUCUUGAUCUUACAUUGGAUGGGAAUAAAUGCAAUUGCAGCUAAAGUUACUUUGCCCUAUUGAUUUCAGUGAGACUUCCUUGGGGUGAACCCCUGGUUUUGUUCCCAUUAGUUCUGGAGCCAUUGACAGAAGCAGGCUGGAGAAACAAACACAGUAACUUAUUUCAUAAUCAUGGAUGUUUUUAUUGAGUCUUGAUUUGUAGAAAAUGGCCUAUAAGUAUGAAACUGAUCCCUGUAUCUAAUCCUAAGGAGUGUACUUAUAGACUGAAUCUUAUCUUCCUGUCUGAGCAUUGUUUGGAAUUCUGCUUACUGAAAUUUUGAAAUGACUGAGCCCAUAAACUUUGUCUUACCCCAGAGUAGAUUUGCCUGCCUGGUGUCCACCAGAUGUUUUGGAUUGCAGAAUCCCAUCUGCCCUAGCCAGCUUAGCUACAUGCCAACUGGGGUGAAUGGGAGCUGUGGUCCAAUAGAGUUGGAGAGAACCCAGUUGGCAUAGGGGGCAAUUUUUUUUUAAAAAAAGUCCCAGAGCAACAGUGGGUUUGUUUCUCUCUCCCUGAGAGAACAACCACCCUGUAUUACAAUAAAGUUUAAAAACGUUUAAAAGAGACCUUUUCACAAUACUGUACUUUAAAAAAAAGUUACCUUUGGUUUAUAACUCAAGACAGUAGUUCACAAUGUGAUUUUCCUGAGGUAUGGACUUGGAAUAUUAAAACCCCAGUUGGUUUAGAGAUUUUGCUUCCAACUCCUGAUUAUAUAAAUUGGAGUAAGAUAAUUGAUGUUUAAACCAAUCUGGUGAAUAAGUUGCUCACCUGCCAUUUUAAUUUUAUUUUUACUGGACAGGAAGCUAGUAGCCUACACACCUGCAGAGGAAGAAAUACUGACUAGUAAAAAAUAAAAAAAAUAAAGUUUUUGCUUAAGCAGGCUUGUGGUAGGAUCAGGGAGGUGCAGUCCACCUCCACAAGUCUGCUGAGGAAACUGCUUCAUUUCCUCUGUGGCUAGAACGGCACUGAGGGUUGACCUGCAUGGAAUUCCAGAUCACCUAUGGUGACCAGGCAAGUUGUUAAAUGCAAGGCUGGGUGGAGUCUCUCUCUCUGGCAGGUGUUGGCGUAAGCUGCUCAGCUUUUGUAGAUGGACACAAGGCCCCCUCGGUCCCCAGAGAAGUGUGUGUAUGAGGUACAGCCUGUCCUUCUGUAUUUUGAAAGGAUGGAUAGAAUAUGUAUGUCACAGAGAAAUUCUGUGAUAGGAUCUCCCAACAUCAUGUGCAUAUAGUGCUUGCAGUAAUGGGGAGGUGUGCCUUCCCCAGAGAAUUGCCCUGUGACCUUCCACCAAGAGAUGCUACACACCACAUGACAGUCUGAACCAUUUUUUGAGGAAACAGUAUCCUAAAUGCAGUGGGAGAGAUGCAGCUUGAUGAAGGUUCUUGGGUGAGAAAGCGAAAAAAAAAGUGCAGUAAAUAGUACAUAAAAGCAUGUAGAAGUCAGUUUUCAAGCUGAAAGGAGCUUGUAGUUGUCGAUGAGAAUCUGGUUGAAGCCGGUCAUGGUGCAGUUGUGGGUGUGCGGCCUGGUGUUUGCGUAAAGCAGUGGAGAUUUCCUGCAGUGGAACUUGAUAGAGCCCUAGGAGGAGAAAUGGGUUGCCCUGGUGAGCCAUGUCCAGGCAGCAUGCACAACACUAAAUGAGAUGGACCAAUGGUCUGACUCUGAAAAAGGCAGCUUUCUAUGUGGUUGGACUCCCAACUUCCAUCAGCCGUGGGCAGCAUAGCCAGUGGUUAGAGAUGAUGUGAUGUGUAGUCCAGUGACAUAUAUUCAUUGCAGGCGGUUAGACUAGAUGAUUCUCAGGGUCCCGCCCAACUCUAAAAUUCUAUCGGGAGGGACACAGGUUCCCCAUCCCUGCCGCCUUUAUGGAAAAGGAUGAGCCUUGGAUGUUUCAGGGCAGAGUUUGGCAUCAGGCUUUUUUAUUUUUACAUACGUUUUGGGGUUUUCUAACUGGCACUGACUCUGAAAGAUUUCUGUCCACCUCCCUCCCACAACAUGGGAGACAGUAACCAACCAGUUUUUGGGGGGGGGGGGGUUAGUCACAUGGUCCUUACCUGUGGGAGGGCUCUGAUGGAGGUGACACCUUUCGUGCGCUGCUUGGUCUCUGCCUUGUGAUGGUUGUUCUGCUGUAGCACUUGGAGGCAGGCCAGGAGGGCGAGGUCUCUCUGAAAAGCACCCAGUGUCACUGGGCCGCUUGAAAGGACCAGCCCAAGAGGCCAGAACUGGAUUGCUGCAUUUAGGGGGCAUAGUUUUUCCAACUUGCUAUGUGUCUCACUCAAUGAAGCUGUUGCCUUAAGGCUGGAGGAGAGGGGGCUUCCUUCUAAGUCAUCCAACUCCUCUGCGGCCAGGACAUCCAUCUUGGCCUACAGAAAGACAGAAAGUAUUUAAAACUUAUUGGGGGGGGGCAGAGAUUCUCAGAAAGUAGAAAGUUGUGUUGGUGCUGUUUUUUCUGUUGUGUAACUGCAGCCUCGUUUCCAGCUUUCCAAAAAGCUGCUGGGAAGACUUUGAUCUCUUACCUUCCAUUUCUUCCAGGUCCGUUUUAUAACCCUGACAGCUUUCCGUAGCCUCUGGAAAUGUUUCCUGGCCAACCACGAGCGAACAGCUGAGAAAGAAAGACAUUGCAUUAAGGGAGUACAAGGAACAGAGGAAAGGACCUGAUACCAGGUGUCCAUGCAGCUUAGUAUCGUCUGCUCUGACUGUCCGGGGUCUCAGGCAGAGAGAAGGCUCCAUCCCAUCCCUUGCUAUCUGAUCCUUCCAAAUGCAGAGUGAACCUGCCACCUUCUGCAUGCAAAGCAAGUGCUCUCCCACUGAGCUAAGUCCCCUCUCUAAAAUGUACACAGAAAGCCUUCUACCCAGUCAGACUGUUUGUCCACCUAUCUAACCUAGGGGUGGACAACCGUAGGCCUGGGGUCUGAAUACAGCCCUCCAGGUCUCAUCUCUUCUCUCCUCAGGUCACACAUUCUCUCUCUAGACCACAUCCCUCACCAGGCUGCUUGCCUGGCUCCUCCUUGAGGCUUUCUGCCUGCCUGGGAUGUGUCCUUGAAAUCCGACCAUACCGCUUUUGCUCGUCUGGCUGGAGGAUAGAGAGAGGAGUGUGUGUUGGAAGUGUAUGCAUUCACAAAGCCCAGAACAAGGUAGGUUCAGGGCACCUUAGAGACCUCCUGAACCUUUCUAUCCCAGCUCGAUCAUUGAGAUAAUCUAUAGGAGCCUAGUUGGACAUUUCCCUCAUUUGACAACAUCAAGAAACCUGUCACAGGCCCAGCCCUGUGGAACACAUGGCCAACAGAGAUUCAGCAAGCACCUUCUGUACCAGCUUUUAAAUGCAUGCUGAAAACUUUUGUUUCACUGGGCUUAUGCAGGCAAUUAAGAAGACAUUUGUACAAUGGUUAGCUGAUCUUUGAUUUUAUGUAUAAUUGUUGUAAACCAUUCUCUUGUGCUUUUUAUGAACAUCUGUAUAUGAAUAUUUUUUAAAAAUAUAUGAAAUAGCACAAUGCCACGGUAAAAUCUGUCUUUAUUGCUGCGGGCAUGUGACCCUCAGAAGGGAACGUAACCCCUUGGCCUGAAAAGGGUUCCCUGCCCCCGACCUAACCCAGGUAAACCCACCUGCUCCUACUUUCCCCUCACCUGACUGGAUGACUGUGGCCGACGCUCUCUCUUGAGCCAGCUUCCUCCUCUUAAACCUUCGCCAGCAGCACUGGAUGCAGAAAGCUUUGUCAGCUAAGACUCUGGCUCGCCCAACUUCAAGGAGUUCCAGCUACAGCAGAGAAAAAUAAUAAGUCUGUUAGUUGGAGCCACAUGCACUCAGGCUUCAGGCAUAUCUGGCCUUUGGACUGCCCCCAAAGGAUUUUAUUUUAUUUUUAAGGAGACCGAUUUAACCUGGUGAGAAGAGUUUCAGAGUCCCUGUUUUAAGUACAAGUAAGCAAACCUACCUGAUUGGAG